Messenger RNA from Theobroma cacao (cacao), 2327 nucleotides. It is a transcript of the gene MIRO2, whose product is annotated as MIRO-related GTP-ase 2. Gene Ontology annotation, cellular component: mitochondrial outer membrane. The record is from RefSeq and is a predicted model, not a curated record. NCBI's taxonomy places the organism in Eukaryota, Viridiplantae, Streptophyta, Magnoliopsida, Malvales, Malvaceae. Gene Ontology annotation, biological process: mitochondrion organization. Gene Ontology annotation, molecular function: GTPase activity; calcium ion binding; GTP binding.
CGCGCCAACCAAAAAAGAGAAUAAAUAAAUAAAUAAAAAUCCCUUUCUCUCUCUCUCUCUCUCUCUCUUUGCUUCUCAGUUGCAACAGCAACAUUCCAAAUGCCAGGUAGAUCAGCCGCCGGUGUCCGAACCGGCGUGAGAGUCGUCGUAGCUGGGGACCGUGGCACGGGUAAAUCGAGCCUCAUCUCAGCUGCAGCUUCCGAUUCUUUCCCCGAAUAUGUCCCGGCGGUUCUUCCUCCUACUCGCCUCCCCUCUGACUUCUACCCCGAUGGCGUCCCUGUCACUAUUGUUGACAGCUCCUCCAGCAUGGAGAGCAGAGUAAGGCUUAUUGAUGAGUUGAAGCGAGCUGAUGCUGUGGUAUUAACAUAUGCUUGUGAUCAACCUAUGACACUCAGUCGACUGAGUACUUUUUGGCUUCCUGAGCUUCGUAAAUUAGAGGUUAAGGCACCAGUUAUUGUUGUUGGGUGCAAACUAGAUUUACGAGAUGAGCGUCAGCCCAUGAACUUGGAACAAGUCAUGGCACCAAUCAUGCAACAGUUCAGGGAGAUUGAGACUUGUAUAGAAUGUUCCUCUGCUACACUAAUUCAGGUUCCUGAUGUGUUCUAUUAUGCUCAAAAGGCAGUUCUACACCCAACAGCACCACUAUUUGAUCAAGAGAAACAAAGUUUGAAGCCACGAUGUAUCAGGGCAUUAAAACGGAUAUUUAUGCUUUGUGAUCAUGACAUGGAUGGAGCCCUUAGUGAUGCAGAGUUGAAUGAGUUUCAGGUUAAAUGUUUUAAUGCUCCAUUACAACCUGCUGAGAUAGUGGGUGUAAAGAGGGUGGUGCAAGAGAGGAUAAGAGGAGGAGUCAGUGACCUUGGUCUUACUCUUGAAGGUUUCCUCUUUCUUCAUGCUCUUUUUAUAGAAAAAGGGCGUCUUGAGACAACUUGGGCUGUCUUGAGAAAGUUUGGAUAUGAUGAUGAUUUAAAGCUUAGGGAUGAUAUUCUUCCAACUCCAACCAAGCAUGCCCCUGAUCAGAGUGUGGAGCUGACAAAUGAAGCUGUAGACUUUUUGCGUGGGAUCUUCCGAUUGUAUGACAUUGAUAAUGAUGGAUCCUUGCAAGCUUCUGAGAUUGAUGAUAUCUUCGUAACUGCUCCGGAAAGUCCAUGGAGUAUGGGCCCUUAUGUAGAUGCUGCAGAGAGAACAGCUCUUGGAAAUUUGACUCUUAAUGGGUUUCUAUCUGAGUGGGCCUUGAUGACAUAUCUGGAUCCAUCAUGUAGUUUGGCUAAUUUGAUUUGCAUUGGAUAUGGUGGAGAUCCAACUUCAGCCCUUUAUGUUACUAGGAGAAGAUCUGCAGAUCGUAAGAAGCAACGGACAGAAAGAAAUGUAUUUCACUGCUUUGUUUUUGGUCCUAAAAGAUCUGGGAAGUCUGCUUUGUUGAAUUCAUUUUUAGGAAGGCCUUUCUCGAGCAACUAUACUCCGACAAAUGGUAUAUGUUAUGCAACGAAUGUUGUUGAAGAGAUUGGAGGUACUCAGAAGACACUUAUUUUGCAAGAGAUACCAGAAGAUGGAGUUAAGAAAUUCCUGUCGAGUAAGGAAUGUUUGGCUGCCUGUGAUGUAGCUGUAUUUAUGUAUGACAGUUCAGAUGAAUAUUCAUGGAAAAGAUCAAGAGAACUGCUUCUGGAUGUUGCUAGGCAGGGUGAGGAAAGUGGUUAUAGAGUGCCUUGCCUUCUCAUUGCAGCAAAGGAUGACUUGGAUCCAUAUCCAAUGGCACUACAAAACUCGGCAAGAGUUACUCAGCAGUUGGGAAUGGAAGCUCCAAUACCAUUAGGUGUGAAAUUAAGAGAUUCCAAAACUGUAUUUUCUAGAAUCAUAAAUGCAGCAGAACACCCUCACCUGAGCAUUCCUGAAACUGAGAAAGGGAAGAAAAGGAAGAAAUAUCGCCGGCUUGUUAAUAGCUCACUUAUGUUUGUUUCAGUUGGGGCUGCUGUUGCUGUUGUUGGACUGGCAGCUUAUCGUGCCUAUGCUGCAAGGAAGAAUACUUGAAAGAUGAUCAGUUUGUUCAUCAAGAACUAUUGCUUUUUUUGCUGCAUUUUGCUACUCAAAUAAAUGGUCGGUACAUGUAUCCUUGUUUGGUUUUUCUACCUAAAACCUGUAUAUAACUUUUUGCAAUUAUUUCCAGCAAGGCUGGAGGUAAUCUUUUUGACUUUCGCAUCGUGGACCCAAUAAUUUCACUUUUCUUGCUUUAUUUAUUUUUUGUUCCAUGUAUACUGAAAUAUAUGUAAACCGCAUGCCAAUUAUCUGUCACGAAAGUAUAAGAUCUGUGAACCUUGAAACAUAGUGUUAUU